GGGUAUUGCCGUGCCGCAGGGAUCGUCGAUCCCAUAUACCGGAUCAAGAAUUAGCAGCCGGCUUCGCUCUCAGCCGCGGGCAACGUUCGGACGAACGAAAGGUGAGGUUUAUUAUAAGAAUGAUUCAAGUCUCGCCCGGUCGAUGUUUCCUUUGUCGCUCACAAUUACUAGGAAGUUUGGAUCUCCCACAAAUUACAGGACUAGGACCAACUGUAGCUAGUUGGUGAGUUUGGCUUGCCCUGAGUGCGCGUCUGUAAUUCCAACUCAUCCUAACCAGGGUCUCUCCGCCAAGAUGGCAUUCAGUAUAACACGCCCGGCUUCUCCUCAACUUCCUACUUCUACUCCCAUAGAUGAUCAUCUCAGUACAGCUCUCCACGCCGCUCUUAGUCGCGUACACGACGACAUGGUCCAUCAAGACAGAUCACAUCAUCACCCACCACCUGACAAGUCUCGCAUAGACAUAAUCCUGGAUUCUGAUGUCCUUGCACUGAAAGGCACAACAGUAGACAUCGAGCCUGCCUUACUUUCUGGACAUGUCGUCCUCACUCUCUCCGAAGCGACAUCCAUCAAAGAAAUAAACCUCCAGUUUCGUGGCAAAACCCGUGUACCGCCCUCUCUUCACGAACCAAUUUCCCUUAACUCAUCUGGCCAGACAUACAGUAUCUGCACAUAUGAUUGGUCCUUCCUCGAAGGCGAGAAACGUCACUCUCAUACCCUCAAAGCAGGCAAACACCUUUUCCCAUUCUCACUCGCCCUCGGCGGUUCCCUCCCCUCCUCAAUACACCUCCCUUCCACUGCUUCUCAAUCAUUCAUCUCCUAUAAACUCCGUGCAACCGCCGUCCGUCCUGGCCUCGCGCACAACCUCCAUGCGUCCCACCCUGUUUCCCUAAUACGAAGUUUCGCAACAGACUCGCUCGAGUAUCAGCAGACACUUGAAAUCGAGAACACAUGGCCUGAUAAACUCAUGUACACCCUUGUCCUCCCCCAUCGCGCUUGGGCUGCCGGCGAUACCGUUACUGCCCUCUGCAAAUUUAUCCCUCUCGUCAAAGGUGUUCGCGUCCUCAGCGUCGUCACCAACCUCAACGAGACCGUGAAGAUUCCUUCAAGGGGGAGCGAAUUCACCAGAGCUGUUGUGGCUACAAAACACGAAGUUACCAAUGGCAAACUCAAGCUUGUCAGCGAAAGUUGGUAUGGCAUCAGGCAGCCCAUCGGCACCGGUUCCAAAUCGCACCCCUUUGGCGCUACCGAUGUCAGUGUGCCCACGUCCCCUGCUCAGGAGGAUAGACUGCCAAAUUUUCAUCUACCCGAUCUAUCCCUCCAUCAGGUCCCCAGCAUACCAUCUUCGUCCUCUUCCCAUUCCCACUCUCAUCCAAUCGCAAGCUCCUCCUUCGCUCCUUCACAUGAUUCCGAUCCCUCCCACGACGAACCCCCAAACGUCGCUUUAGACGAAUUCACCUCAACAGACCUCAUUUCCCCGCUCUCCCUCACCCUGCCACCAACUCUCCCUCCGUCCCAUUCUUUUGACCCAAUCCACAUCUCACACCGAAUCCGCUGGUCCAUCCUUAUGUCAAACCUCGACGGGCAUACUUCUGAACUCCGCUGCAGCCUCCCCAUAACCAUACUCGAUGGGUGUCUCCUCACAGAAGCUCGCGCUGCUGGGCGUUGGGUCCGCCGCGUUGUUUUAGGCGAUCACGUCCAAGGUGAAGGCGAGAGCGCUGGCGCAGGCAUCUUCGGAGAAGGAGAAGACAACGAGGAGGAAGGUGAGAUGCUCCCCAGUUACACCGCUCAUGUUAGGGACCGUGUCGCCAACGCCUUCCUACCUGCCGGAUCCACCAUGCGCGUCGCGAAUCCCUAUGUGUCUACAGCACCACACAUUCCCCCCACGCCAGGAAGUGCCACCAACGCAUCCUUCCCGCCGCGUUCAGGAACGAGCUCACCACCACAUCCACACUCACAUCCACACCCACAUGCGCAUGCACAUGCACACACACUCCCGCAGAGCGUACUCGAUUGGGUCAAUUGUGAACUUUUAGGUCAUCCACGAUCGCCGAAUUCUGAUCCUACGAGCCAAGUCCCAAGUCGGCUUGUUUCUCGUGCGCCUAGUCCCGAGCGGCGUAUGCGGGGGGCAAUAGGCUCACCUAUAGCCAUCUCCGCCCCAGAUUCACACAGACAUCCAGUGAUAUCAGACUCUGAAACGUAUACCCACUCACCGCCUGCAUCCCGCACGCGAGGCACGUUACUCACGGUCGCGAUGAAGCCGCUUCCUUCUGGGUGGUUGAGCGGGGGCUCGAGGACUGGGAGCCAUUCCAAUCUUGCGGGGAUGACACAUGGACACGGAUUGGGGAUGUCGAACGUCAGUGGGUCGUAUGGGGCGUCUGGGCAUGGAGGUGUGAGUAUAGGUGGAGGAGCCCAUCUCCAUUCACGAUCAUUUGGGAAUCUGGUAUCGCCACUUCAACCCCUCGAAUACCCACAAGGAUUGGCCUCGAAUGCGGGAGGACAUUCACGUCCGCGCACUGCGUUUAGUGUUGGUGGAAGUGGAGCUCAGACGCCUUAUUUUAGUGGCAUGCAUUCUGCACCACAUAGUCCUCAUACACCUCCUGCUGAGAUCCCGGAGAGCGCGAUUUGGGAGAGGGGGUUUACGGAGAUGAAUUCGAGCGGUGGUGGUGGGACACGUGGGGAGGAGUUAGAUGGUGUGGAUGGGGUCGAAGUGAGUGUGGGAGGGGUUCAAGAAGGGAAUGCAAGUGGUGUUCUAGAUGGUGAAAACGUACACGCGAAUGCAGCACCCGACUAUCGCGUGUCGUUUCAGGGAUGUGUCCCCCCACUAUCGAGUUUAGCGGGUUUGCCCAGUUAUGAGGAGGCUGCUGGAUCUGGAGUGCGGCAGGAGACGCGACGGUCUGAGUUGCGUUUGAGUUUUGAUGGGAGACGGGGAAGGGCGCUGGAGGGGAGACGUUCUCCGUAUGAUGGUGAACAUUCUCCUCGUGAUGAGCAACAUCCUAUCCUCCAAGACGGGUCACAUCAUAUCUUGCAUGACGAGUCACUUUCAGUUAUGCAUGGCGGGCGACAUUCUAGCACGCACGACGGUUUCCAUCCAAUUCAACACGAUAGGCCUCCCAGUCCGCACGAUGCGCGGGACGGGAUACGGUUGAGGGUGCCGAUUCCUCGCUGGAGGAGGGAGAGCGGUGAGGGGUCGUAACGUUUGUGAGUGCUCUUCGCACUCGCGUUGCAUUGAGCAUGUCAUUCCUACCAUCUCCUUGGGCUCGACUGGGCAUUGUCCUGGCAUCUUGGCUUAAACUCUUACUGCAUCUCAUUCGACAUCACACUUCCGUAGACCACGAUCGUCAUUAAAGAAUAACGGCCGUCUUCCCCAACCACCUCGUCAUCUCACAU
Messenger RNA from Suillus fuscotomentosus, 3387 nucleotides. RefSeq lists its product as uncharacterized. The transcript is spliced from 2 exons. The record is from RefSeq and is a predicted model, not a curated record. Gene Ontology annotation, cellular component: cytosol; cytoplasm; plasma membrane. Gene Ontology annotation, molecular function: protein-macromolecule adaptor activity; ubiquitin protein ligase binding. NCBI's taxonomy places the organism in Eukaryota, Fungi, Basidiomycota, Agaricomycetes, Boletales, Suillaceae. Gene Ontology annotation, biological process: ubiquitin-dependent endocytosis. The coding region runs from base 293 to 3193 and encodes 966 amino acids.